This is a messenger RNA of Cololabis saira (Pacific saury), 2423 nucleotides long. RefSeq names its product syntaxin binding protein 3 (gene stxbp3). Gene Ontology annotation, cellular component: plasma membrane; secretory granule. The transcript has 19 exons. Bases 20 to 1786 code for a protein of 588 amino acids. Gene Ontology annotation, molecular function: syntaxin binding. The record is from RefSeq and is a predicted model, not a curated record. Gene Ontology annotation, biological process: intracellular protein transport; neurotransmitter secretion; vesicle-mediated transport. Lineage: Eukaryota; Metazoa; Chordata; Actinopteri; Beloniformes; Belonidae.
AGGAAGAAAAGACAACAAGAUGGCUGCGGAUCACGGGCUGAAAAGAAUAGUUUGGAAAAAAAUACAAGACACCAUUAUUGCAGACUGCAGAAAAUCGGAAGUAUGGAAGAUAUUGAUUCUGGACCCCUUCACCACCAAGCUCCUCUCGUCUUGCUGCAAAAUGUCAGAUCUGAUGUCAGAGAAAAUAACAAUCGUGGAAGACCUGUACAAAAGCAGAGAGCCUGUUCUUGAAAUGAAGGCCAUUUACUUCAUGACACCAACCUCCCAGUGUGUGGAGGCCUUGAUAGCUGACUUCAAGAAAAAACCCAAAUACAAAGCAGCAUAUGUUUAUUUUACUGACUACUGCUCUGAUGAGUUGUUCAACAACAUGAAGCUCUACUGUGGAAAAUACAUACGUGUCUGCAAGGAAAUUAACAUCUCAUUCAUGCCACAAGAGGCACAAGUGUUCACGUUUGAUAAUCCGGGGGCUUUCAGGAGCGUCUACAGUCCUCACAGUCAGGACAAAAAGAAGACACUGGAGACACUUGCAGACCAGCUCGUCACACUCUGCGCCACGUUGGACGAGUACCCAGGGGUCAGAUACAAGAAAGACAUGGAGAACGCCAAAACUCUUGCAGAGCUGGUGGACAACAAGCUGGCCAGACACUAUGAGCUGGAAGACAGCGGUAAGAAGAAGGGAAAGACCCAGGCCCAGCUGCUGAUAGUAGAAAGAGGAUUUGACCCUGUAAGCCCAAUCCUACAUGAGCUCACCUACCAGGCCAUGUCCUACGACCUCAUUGAUAUCCAUAACGACACCUACAAGUACAAGUCCAAGGACGGCUCGGAGAAGCAGGCCCUGCUGAACGAGGGGGACAUGCUCUGGGUGAAGCUCCGGCACAAGCACAUCGCUGAGGUCUCAGAACAAAUACCCAAGAUGGUGAAGGAAAUAUCUGCUAGCAAGAAAGAACCAGACAGGAAGAUCACAAUCAGUAAUUUAGCCCAAAUGAUGAAGAAGAUGCCUUCGUUCCGUAAACAGCUGACUGAGAAAACUAUUCAUCUGCAGUUGGCUGAAGACUGCAUGAAACGUUUCUCAAAUGACGUAGAGAAACUCUGCAAAGCUGAACAGGACCUCGCUGUAGGUUUAGAUGUAGAUGGAAUAAAGGUGAAAGAUCCAAUGAGGACUCUGCUGCCAGUGCUGCUCAACCCAUACAGCACCCACGACAAGAUCCGAGCUGUGCUGCUCUACAUCUUCAGCCUCAACGGAACAACGGAUGAGAACUUGAGCAAACUUAUCCAGCACGUUAAGAUCGAGGACGAACGAGAGUUUAUACUGAACUGGAAAGAAUUGGGUGUCCCUAUUAUCACUUCGCCUAGUUUCUUCUCUCGCAAACCAUCCCGAAGAGAUCGGACCCAGGAGGAAAAGUACAACCUUUCAAGAUGGACUCCAGUCGUAAAAGAUGUGAUGGAGGAUGCGGUGGAGAACAAACUGGACACCAGAGAAUGGCCACACCAGUCCGAGUGUCCUGCUGCCUGGAAUGGCUCCGGGGCCGUCAGCGCCCGUCAGAAACACAAGCCCAGCGCUCAGGACGAGCGGCGAACAGGCUCUCGCCUCAUCAUCUUCGUCAUCGGUGGAAUCGGUUACUCCGAGAUGCGCUGCGCCUACGAGGUCACGCAGGCAGUGAAGUCCUGUGAGGUCAUCAUAGGGUCUUCCCACAUUCUGACCCCCACCGGUCUUUUGGACAACAUCAAGGCUCUGAGUAAAGGCCCGAUGGAAACCUUUACGAUAGAAGAGAGGAGCAACGCCUGAGACCUCUGGCCCUACACGCAACAGCCCUCCAAGCCCCCCCAUUCUCCCGCAUCUCACAUCACUCGGCACACUGCACUCAACUCACCUAUGUAUGGAAAACUGAAGGGAAUUUACCGUAUACUCAUCUUUAUAUCUUUUCAUACCUAAUGCACAUUUCUAAUAUUUGGUAUGAGAAGGGCACUCGCUUUUAACUCGCUCACUUCAUGGCAGAUUUACUUCUUGAAUCGCUAAGAAUAAAGCCAGCUUAUGCCAUGUAUAACUUUGUAAUGAGAUUUGAUAGUAUAGAUUCUAUCAAGAGUCAGUUGACCUCAUUGUGUUGAGAACAUUUUAUGUAAAAUCAAAUAACUAACAUGCCUUUAUGCUUUUGCCUUUAUUUUUUUAAGAAUGAUUCCUGUGAGGUUACAUGCUCAAUGGCCUCUGAGACAUGUUCAGAGAGAAAUAUGAUGAGGAAAAAAGCACAAACUUAUGUAAAUAGUGUAUGUAUGCACUGAUCCUUUCUAUGCCGUUUAGACUUUACUUUUCACGACUGUUUAUAAACACUGUGGAAAAUUCAAGUGUUUUAGCAAAGUAUUUACAUUUUUCUUGAAAUGAGCAACUGACUAAUAAACGGAUGAAGUGGUUCAGAUCUUUAAAACAC